AAGUGAAAGUGACUGGAUGUCAACUGCGCUUCUCGGCAGCUGUCACAGCGAAGUUUUCAGCAUUUUGUGGACUCGAACGAUCUUAUAUUUUCGACUCGUCGUGGUCCUGAGUCACGUGAGUUCUUUUAUUUAUAGUUGUGAUGGUGAACAGCAGGGUGGAGGCGCCCACAGUGGCCGUGAUGGGCAGCGGAGGGUCCACAGCGGGAAGGUCGUGCGCAGGAUGUGGAGGUCGAAUCGUGGAGCGUUUCCUCCUCUUCUCCAUGGAGAGGUACUGGCACACGCACUGCCUCAAGUGCUCCUGCUGCCACGCUCAGCUGGGCCAAUACAGCAGCACCUGCUACAGCAAAGGGGGCAUGAUCCUCUGCAAGAACGACUACAUCAGGCUGUUUGGGCACAGUGGAGCGUGCUGCGCAUGUGAACAAUCCAUCCCUGCUAGUGAAAUGGUGAUGCGGGUCCAAGGAAACGUCUACCACCUGAAGUGUUUUAUCUGUGCAACCUGUCGGAACCGCCUGGUCCCCGGUGAUCGCUUUCACUACGUCGACGGAACUAUCUUCUGUGAGCACGAUCGGCCAGGAGAUGGGCUCCUCAGUGGACAUUCGACUCAACUCCAGGCCAACAGUUUGAUGUCCGACCAAAAGGUUUGCUGAAGAAGAUGAUGAAGAAACAAAUGUGUGCCUUCUCGUCUGAGAGAGCUCAUCGCUUCAUUCAGGACGUUUGGACAACAUGGCCGCCCGCCAUCGGGAAACAGAAAAAAACGUAACAUGUCAUUGCAGGGAUUGCAUUGGAAUUGGAAAUGAACUGUUUCCAAAAUGGUGGCAAUGCGAGGAGCAUUUCUUGGUUUGAAGAAAAACCUCCGCUACGACGGUUUCCUUCUUGAAUGUUCUGCUCUCAAAGUGGUUUGUUAUGGAAGCAUUCAAGCCUUAUUUGGAAUUGCAUCAUCCACCCAAGUCCAUCGCUUAUAUCGAUAAUAGAACAUUUAAACUGUAAAAACGCAACAUUUGUUCUGAUGCUGGCAGCUGAAAUGUCCGUGUAUCCAAUAUGCGGCGUGAUUGGCGUGUCCAAAUAUUUCCCACCGAGGGCUACGUCCUGAAAAACGAAAGGAUGCACUUUGAUGUUUAGUAAGAGCUAAGCUAAGCUAAGACGCUUUUCAGAAGUCAUUUUUUAUUUUCUUUAGUUAUUUAAUACUUAUUUGGUAUUUAUUAUUGUUCUAUUUUCUUAUUUUUGUUGUCUCUCCUAUCUUGUCUUGUUUUGUUUAUUUUAUAUUUAAGUGUUUAGGUUUAUUAUGACAUUUUGACAUAUGAAUUUCCCUCAAUAAAGUCUAUAUCUAUA
This is a messenger RNA of Doryrhamphus excisus (bluestripe pipefish), 1329 nucleotides long. RefSeq names its product LIM domain only 4a (gene lmo4la). Lineage: Eukaryota; Metazoa; Chordata; Actinopteri; Syngnathiformes; Syngnathidae. The record is from RefSeq and is a predicted model, not a curated record.